Messenger RNA from Puma concolor (puma), 2688 nucleotides. RefSeq names its product catenin alpha 3 (gene CTNNA3). Gene Ontology annotation, biological process: cell migration; cell-cell adhesion. NCBI's taxonomy places the organism in Eukaryota, Metazoa, Chordata, Mammalia, Carnivora, Felidae. The record is from RefSeq and is a predicted model, not a curated record. Gene Ontology annotation, molecular function: cadherin binding; actin filament binding; beta-catenin binding. Gene Ontology annotation, cellular component: fascia adherens; adherens junction.
AUGUCAGCUGAAACACCAAUCACACUGAAUAUUGAUCCUCAGGAUCUGCAGGUCCAAACAUUCACUGUAGAGAAGCUACUGGAACCUCUCAUAAUCCAGGUUACUACACUUGUAAAUUGUCCCCAGAAUCCUUCUAACAGGAAAAAAGGAUGUUCAAAAAGAGCCAGAGUCCUUCUAGCUUCUGUGGAGGAAGCAACUUGGAAUUUAUUAGACAAGGGAGAGAAGAUUGCCCAGGAAGCCACAGUUUUAAAGGAAGAGCUUACUACUGUACUUGAGGAAGUUCGCAAAGAAAGUGAAGCUCUGAAAGUAUCAGCUGAGAGAUUUGCAGAUGACCCCUGUUAUCUCCCAAAAAGGGAGGCUGUGGUUCAGGCUGCCCGUGCCUUGUUGGCUGCAGUUACCAGACUCCUUAUCCUCGCAGACAUGAUUGAUGUCAUGUGUCUCUUACAUCACGUGUCAGCUUUUCAAAGAACAUUUGAGUCUCUUAAAAACGUUUCCAAUAAAUCUGACCUCCAGAAAACCUACCAGAAGCUUGGGAAGGAGCUGGAAAAUCUGGAUUAUUUAGCCUUCAAACGUCAGCAGGACUUAAAAUCUCCAAAUCAGAGGGAUGAAAUUGCAGGGGCCCGGGCCUCUCUGAAGGAAAACUCCCCGCUCUUGCAUUCAAUUUGUUCAGCUUGUUUGGAACAUUCUGAUGUUGCUUCCCUUAAAGCCAGCAAGGACACAGUUUGUGAAGAAAUUCACAAUGCCCUCAAUGUAAUUUCAAAUGCUUCACAAGGCAUCCAGAAUACGAUUGCCCCACCGGAAUCUAAGGCAGCCACCCUGGGAAGUGCCCUUGAUGAGCUUGAGAAUUUAAUUAUCUUGGAUCCACUCACAGUGACUGAGGAAGAAAUAAGACCAUCACUAGAAAAACGUCUUGAAGCCAUUAUCAGUGGGGCUGCACUGUUGGCUGACUCUUCCUGCACAAGAGAUUUCCAUCGGGAACGGAUUAUCGCAGAAUGCAAUGCCAUUCGUCAGGCUCUCCAGGACCUGCUUUCAGAGUACAUGAACAAUACUGGAAAAAAGGAAAGGAGUAAUACCCUGAAUAUUGCAAUAGACAAUAUGUGCAAGAAGACAAGAGACCUUCGCAGACAGCUCCGUAAGGCUAUUAUAGAUCAUGUGUCAGACUCCUUUUUGGAUACAACGGUCCCACUUUUGGUUCUCAUUGAAGCUGCCAAGAAUGGCCGGGAAAAGGAAAUAAAAGAAUAUGCUUCGAUAUUUCGUGAGCACACCAGCAGGCUUAUAGAGGUGGCAAAUCUUGCUUGUUCCAUGUCAACAAAUGAAGAUGGGAUUAAAAUUGUUAAAGUUGCGGCCAAUCACCUGGAAACCUUGUGUCCACAGAUCAUUAAUGCUGCACUUGCUUUGGCUGCAAGACCCAAAAGUCAAGUGGUCAAAAAAAACAUGGAAAUGUACAAGCACACAUGGGAGAAUCAUAUCCACGUCCUCACCGAAGCUGUAGAUGACAUCACAAGCAUUGAUGACUUCCUCGCUGUAUCUGAGAGCCAUAUCCUAGAAGAUGUCAACAAAUGUAUCAUAGCCUUGAGAGACCAGGAUGCUGAUAACUUAGACCGUGCUGCAGGUGCCAUCAGAGGACGGGCAGCAAGACUUGCUCAUAUUGUCACAGGUGAAAUGGACAGUUAUGAGCCAGGAGCUUACACUGAAGGUGUGAUGAGAAAUGUUAACUUCCUUACAAGUACUGCAAUUCCUGAGUUUGUAACACAAGUGAAUGUUGCCUUGGAAGCCUUAAGUAAAAACUCUUUGGAUGUAUUUGAUGAUGAUCAAUUUGUGGACAUCUCAAAGAAGAUCUAUGAUACAAUCCACGAUAUCAGAUGUUCAGUCAUGAUGAUUCGGACCCCAGAGGAACUGGAGGAUGUUUCUGACUUGGAAGAGGAACAUGAGGUGCGCAGUCACACCAGCAUUCAGACUGAAGGGAAAACUGACCGGGCUAAGAUGACUCAGUUGCCUGAGUCAGAAAAGGAAAAGAUUGCUGAGCAAGUUGCUGAUUUCAAGAAAGUAAAGAGUAAACUGGAUGCUGAGAUUGAAAUAUGGGAUGAUACAAGCAAUGAUAUCAUUGUUCUGGCUAAGAAGAUGUGUAUGAUUAUGAUGGAGAUGACAGACUUCACAAGGGGCAAAGGACCACUAAAACAUACAACUGAUGUGAUUUAUGCCGCUAAAAUGAUAUCAGAAUCAGGAUCAAGGAUGGAUGUCCUUGCUCGGCAGAUUGCCAACCAGUGUCCAGAUCCAUCAUGCAAACAAGAUUUGUUGGCCUACUUGGAACAGAUUAAGUUUUACUCUCACCAACUGAAAAUCUGCAGUCAAGUUAAAGCUGAGAUCCAGAACUUAGGAGGAGAGCUCAUCAUGUCAGCUUUGGACAGCGUCACCUCCCUGAUCCAAGCGGCCAAAAAUUUAAUGAAUGCUGUAGUGCAAACGGUGAAAAUGUCUUACAUUGCCUCAACCAAGAUCAUCCGAAUUCAGAGUCCUACUGGGCCUCGGCACCCAGUUGUGAUGUGGAGAAUGAAGGCUCCUGCAAAAAAGCCCUUGAUUAAAAGAGAGAAGCCAGAGGAAACUUGUGCAGCUGUCAGACGAGGCUCAGCAAAGAAAAAAAUCCACCCAGUGCAAGUCAUGAGUGAAUUUAGAGGAAGACAUGUCUACUGA